CAUAUACCGGAGACGAGAAUAAAGCAGUUUGAGACAUGCGUUCAACGCGAGGUGCAGAUUCAGGACCCCAUCAAUGCUCAGUUUGUCUGAGGCGCUAUAAGCGACGAGAACACUUGCAGCGCCAUUCUAGUUCACAUACCUCGGAACGUCCGUAUAAAUGUAGCUCGUGCGGGAGUGCCUUUCAGCGGGCUGAUGUGCUCAAGCGUCAUAUAGGUACCUGCGGCGGCAGAGUCAUUGGGCUGUCCAAGGUUACUUCCAGAAGGCGUGCUUGCGACCGUUGUGUUCAUCAAAAGAAAGCCUGCGAUUCCCAUCAACCAUGCCGGGGCUGUUCCAAGAAGGCUGUAGACUGCCACUAUAGCGGACGUCUUGCAAGGCCGAAUGAAGAGCUCAAGCCGUCUGAACCCGGCAUAUUGAUGCCGUUUGGAAUGUCAGCAGAGUCGGAAGACAUUGCAACGAGGCUCAAUGACGACGAAUCGCUUGACCCGGCUUUGUUCAACUUCGACUCCAGCUGGGAGGAUUUCCUGGCCAUUCCCGAGAGCCCACUCGUAUGCCGGCCUCCUAGCACGAGCGCGGAUAAUCUUGAUUCUCUUCACUUUCUCGACCGGUUCACAAGCUGCACUGGCUUUGUUGAAACUUUCGACUGUGGAACUCAAGAGCAGAGAGAGCAGGUAGUCACCAAGGUGGAACUCGAAGUCGCAUAUGAACAACAUCAGCCAGAGUUACCGAGAGAGACUUCGAUCGGUAUCGACAUUGGAAGCACUCUUCCCCAACAAUGGCUACUUGACCCUCUCUCAUUGAAAACCCACCAGAUUCUCCUCUUGGUCAAGGAAAUUGUCACAUUGAAGCCGCGCAACAGUGUCGUAACGUUGGAGUGGACGCCAGCGACAGAGGAAGCAUGUCUGAAAUUCUUCUCACCCACAAACCUCCGCAGGUUCCUCGAGCUAUACUGGGCGAUCUGGCAUCCCAAUGUGAACUUUGUCCACCGUCCCACCUUUAAUCCUGUAUCAGCCAGCUCGACCCUUCUGGCUGCCAUGGCCAUGAUCGGGGCUCUUGUUUCGCCUCAUCUGCCGGACAAUGAAAAUGCGAAGAUGUGGUCCAAUUGUGUUGAGGAGAUGGUUUUCAUCAACGACGACUUCAACAGUAACUAUCUCUCUGGUGGACUGGCUACGCAUCGACAGAAGAUACAGGCUCUUCAGGCUGCAUAUAUGGUCUGUCUUUAUCAGAACUGGGAAGGGACCGAUGCCAGUAAGAGUAGGAUUCGUCGGUAUCGAUUCGCUACACUUGUAUCUACCACGCGAGAUAUAAAUAUCACCACUGCAAGACAUAUAUGCUACAGCAGCCAGGCGAGAUUCCAGUUCGAAUGGAGCGAAUUCGCCGCUCGAGAAGAGCUCAUCCGUAUCUUCACUUGGAUAUUUUUGCUUGACACAGCGUUUGUUAUAUUCAACAACAUCCCACCUCGAAUAGCACUGCAGGAGAUGAAGAUGCACAUGGCUGUGCCAGAGGCGUGUUUUCAAGCCACCACAGCAGAUGAAUGCUACGACCAGGUACAAAUACAUCUACCAGAGAGCAGUUAUUACUGGAAAAUGUCAUUCCGCUGCGCUUUUAGGAAUCUUUGUAAAGAACAUCUCGCGGGAGACUUGCGUGCAGCGUUGGCAGCACUGGGACCGUUGAAUCUAUUUGCAUUGGCAUCAGCCAUACACCCCCUGUUAUUCCAAUACCGAAAUUCAUUCGGAGACUUUCAACUCCUUCUCCCAAUACGCAACGCACUCCGAAACUGGAAAGACGCAUGGCAGCUUUUCGCCGAAAUAGCUUCCCCAGACACAUCACCGCAUGUCACCAUUGAUGACAGGGGCUUAUGGCCAGAGACCAUGUGGAAAAGGGUCGGAUUUUGCCGCUACUGUCCAGAAUACUGGUUAUUGGCCAGCUUGAUGGCGGAGCAGCUUGCCGGAGCUCGCAGUCGGCAGCGGCAGGAGAACAAUAGCAAACGGGGUGGACGGGAUGAACAUGAACUGGAACCGGUUGAUGAUGAGCCUUUGGAUCCUGUGUUGGGGAAAUAUGACCAGACGAGUCUGCGUCAGAUUAAUAGCUUGAUUCUGGGGUUUCGGCAGCUUCAGGUUUAGGGAUUUCUUCAUGUUGUCAAUCUGUUGUAGUGAUCAGGUUUGUUCAGUGAGGAAAGGAAGGUAACACAGAUAUUCUAUUUUCAUAGUCCUUGAAGAAAGUUUCAAGUGUGCACUGUGUGCGUGGACAUAUACACCGCAGGGAGGACAAAAUAG
Monascus purpureus is the source of this 2273-nucleotide messenger RNA. The record is from the annotation of a GenBank genome assembly. Lineage: Eukaryota; Fungi; Ascomycota; Eurotiomycetes; Eurotiales; Aspergillaceae.